This is a messenger RNA of Cucurbita pepo subsp. pepo (vegetable marrow), 1102 nucleotides long. Lineage: Eukaryota; Viridiplantae; Streptophyta; Magnoliopsida; Cucurbitales; Cucurbitaceae. The record is from RefSeq and is a predicted model, not a curated record.
CCACUUCUUCCAACUCGCGCCUUCCCCCAAUUCCCCCAAUUCCCCCUUCUCACUCUCUCUUAUUGUUUCUCACUUCUCCAAGGGGAGCCUCUGUCGGUGAUCCGCUUCUCAAGAACAAUGGCCUCUCACAUUGUUGGAUAUCCUCGCAUGGGCCCCAAGAGGGAGCUCAAGUUUGCCCUUGAAUCAUUCUGGGAUGGGAAGACCACCGCUGAAGACUUGAAGAAGGUGGCUGCAGAUCUGAGGUCCUCCAUCUGGAAACAGAUGUCUGCUGCUGGGAUCAAGUACAUCCCCAGCAACACCUUUUCAUACUACGAUCAGGUGCUCGACACCACUGCAUUGCUUGGGGCCGUUCCUCCUAGAUAUGGUUGGACUGGCGGUGAGAUUGGUUUCGAUACCUACUUCUCCAUGGCUAGAGGAAAUGCGUCUGUUCCGGCUAUGGAAAUGACCAAGUGGUUUGACACAAAUUACCACUUCAUUGUCCCCGAGUUGGGCCCAGAGGUGACCUUCUCUUAUGCUUCCCACAAGGCUGUCGAUGAAUACAAAGAAGCCAAGGCUCUUGGAGUAGACACCGUUCCAGUUCUUGUUGGCCCUGUGUCGUACUUGUUGCUCUCUAAACCUGCAAAGGGUGUCGACAAGACCUUCUCCCUUCUCUCCCUUCUUGACAAGAUCCUUCCCGUCUACAAGGAGGUUAUUUCUGACCUCAAAGCGGCAGGCGCUACUUGGAUUCAGUUUGAUGAGCCUACUCUGGUGCGGGAUCUUGACUCACACCAAUUGCAAGCCUUCUCAAAUGCAUAUGCUGGACUAGAAUCAACUCUCUCUGGCUUGAAUGUUCUUGUUGAGACAUAUUUUGCUGACGUCCCUGCUGAGGCAUACAAGACCCUUACUUCUUUGAAGGGUGUCACUGCCUAUGGGUUUGAUUUGGUUCGUGGCCAUCAAGGACGAGGUCGAGGAUCUCGAGAAGGCUGGCAUUAAUGUCAUCCAAAUCGAUGAAGCUGCUUUAAGAGAAGGAUUGCCUCUUAGGAAGUCUGAGGAAGCUUUCUACUUGGAUUGGGCAGUUCAUUCUUUCCGUAUCACAAACUGUGGUGUCAAAGACACGACUCAG